Zootoca vivipara (common lizard) is the source of this 2824-nucleotide messenger RNA. RefSeq names its product malic enzyme 1 (gene ME1). Gene Ontology annotation, molecular function: malate dehydrogenase (decarboxylating) (NADP+) activity; NAD binding. The record is from RefSeq and is a predicted model, not a curated record. Gene Ontology annotation, biological process: pyruvate metabolic process; malate metabolic process. Gene Ontology annotation, cellular component: mitochondrion. NCBI's taxonomy places the organism in Eukaryota, Metazoa, Chordata, Lepidosauria, Squamata, Lacertidae.
UCCUGCAGCCGUAGGGAGAGAAAGCGAAGCGGGUCAGCAAAACACCCUCCUCUCUCUGCGCGCGAAAGCCCAAAGCCACGCUGGAGCCCCCGGGGAGUUUUAUGCCGAGUUAUUCGUCCCUUUAAUCUUCUCACUCCCCAUCUCAUGUUCAAAUGCAAGCUGGACAUGGUGCGGUGGUGCUGUUUGCUUAUGCCUUAUAAUCUGUACACACACACACACAAACACGGUGCUCAACUGGUCAGAAAGUUUCAUAAUUGUCUACGCUCCCGCAGGGUUGCCAACUGGUCCAACAGCAACCGCCCCAGUUUGCUUCUCUGUCCUUGACAGGUUUAUGAUAGGUGCUGCAAUCAGCAGGGCGAUGGUUCUCUGGCAGAGCAAACUGCUGUUCAAGGGACAGCCACUUCAAAUAUUGGAAGAGGUGUCUGCCCUGACCCUUAGGGCACAAGCACCUUGUUCCUUUCCAACAGCCAGGCUGUUAGGGCUACUGGCCACAACGUGAUCUCCUCAUGUGGAGCAGCAGUUUGGCUCUAGUCAGCUGUCUGUUCCUGGCAGUAAAACUUGACUCUUUAAGCAAAAUCUGUGAGUGCCUCUGUCAUGAUCAAGUGGUGCUAUUGCCUUUCCAGAGUCAGACCACACUAUUUAAUAGGAGACUCACAUAAAAAAUCCCUGUGCCAUUUCUCUCCAUUACCUACUGCCUUCCAGGCAACACUGUAGGAUACUGUGGCUCCAGCUCCACCAGCCCAUUGGAUAUGAAUGGUCACAGUUGUCGGGGUCUGGCUUUCACCCUGCAAGAGAGACAACAGCUGAAUAUUCAUGGACUGCUACCUCCUUGUUUUCUUAGUCAAGACGUUCAAGUUUUAAGGGUUCUUAGAAACUUUGAAAGACAAGCAUCAGACCUGGACAGAUAUAUUCUGCUGAUGAGCCUUCAGGAUCGAAAUGAAAAACUAUUCUAUAAAGUGCUGACUUCUGAUAUUGAAAGAUUCAUGCCUAUUGUUUAUACUCCCACUGUGGGUCUGGCAUGCCAACAAUAUGGUAUAGCAUUUCGGAGGCCAAGAGGACUCUUCAUCACUCCCCAUGAUCGAGGACAUGUUGAAACACUGCUUAAAGCAUGGCCUGAAGCUGUCAUCAAGGCUAUUGUGGUGACUGAUGGAGAACGUAUUCUUGGCCUUGGAGACCUUGGUUGUUAUGGAAUGGGCAUCCCAGUGGGUAAACUAGCACUUUACACAGCAUGUGGAGGAAUGAAGCCCCAGGAGUGUCUGCCUGUUAUGCUUGAUGUGGGAACUGACAAUGAGGAGUUGCUAAAAGAUCCUUUGUAUAUUGGGUUGAAACAUAAACGAAUCAGAGGCCAAGCUUAUGAUGAUCUUAUUGAUGAAUUUAUGCAAGCUGUGACUUCCCGGUAUGGCAGAAACUGCCUCAUUCAGUUUGAGGAUUUUGCUAAUACAAAUGCAUUCCGUCUUCUGAAUAAAUAUCGCAACCUAUACUGCACUUUCAAUGAUGACAUUCAAGGAACAGCAUCAGUGGCUGUUGCAGGACUUCUUGCUGCUCUACGGAUUACUGACAAAAAACUUUCAGAUCACACAAUACUGUUCCAGGGAGCAGGCGAGGCAGCUCUGGGGAUUGCCAAUCUGAUUCUUAUGGCCAUGGAAAAGGAAGGGACACCGAAAAAUGAAGCCAUCAAAAAGAUAUGGAUGGUUGAUUCUAAAGGAUUAAUUGUAAAGGGCCGUGCCUCACUAACAGCUGAGAAAGAACCGUUUGCCCAUCAACAUAAAGAGAUGAAAAAUCUAGAAGAUAUUGUUAACAGUUUAAGGCCAACUGCUCUUAUAGGAGUUGCUGCCAUUGGUGGUGCAUUUACAAAAAAGAUUAUCCAGGAUAUGGCUUCCUUCAACGAGAGGCCAAUUAUUUUUGCUCUCAGUAACCCAACUAGCAAAGCAGAAUGCUCUGCUGAGGACUGCUACACUCUAACUGAAGGGCGUGGCAUUUUUGCAAGUGGAAGCCCUUUCGAUCGUGUCACUCUUCCAGAUGGACGCACAUUUGUUCCUGGACAGGGUAACAAUGCUUAUGUGUUUCCAGGAGUUGCCCUUGGAGUUGUUGCCUGUGGAAUAAGACAUAUAAGUGAAGAAAUUUUCCUCACAACUGCAGAGGUCAUAUGUCAACAGGUCUCAAAGAAACACUUAGAGGAGGGCCGUUUGUAUCCGCCUUUAGUUUCAAUUCAAGAUGUCUCUCUGAAAAUUGCUGUGAAAAUUGCAGAGAAUGCCUACAGCAACAACACAGCCACUUUCCACCCUGAGCCAGAAGACAAGGAAGCAUUCAUCCGCUCCCAGGUUUAUAGCACUGACUAUGAAAGCUUUCGGACAGACUCUUACACCUGGCCCCAAGAAGCCAUGCAAAUACAGACUGGGAACUUUUAACAGAAAGACAGCAGCACUGCAACAAUACUGGAAGCACUCAGAUAUUUGGUAGCUUUCAACUUUUGUCAAAUCAUAGCACAAUUUGUCAGAACUCAGGAUAUAUUUGUUUUCCUUUCUAGCAGCACUGAAUACUUUUUUAAGCCAUGAAAUUUUGGUAGAAUUGUUAUAAUUCUUUCACUUUAAGCUAAUAAAUUAAGCUAAAAUAGCACACGCCUAAGAAAAUAAAAAUCAAUUUAGGCAUUUUUAAAUAUUUCUUUUGAAGGGGCUCUGCUAAAUUUAUGACAGAGCAGUACUGUAGAAGCACAUUUAAAAUGUACUUUUCAUAUACAUAGACAUCUGUAUGAAAUUAUGGUCAUAUAUUACAGUUCUGCGAUAUUGCAAACAAAUGAUAAAGCAAUAUAUCAUCAGUAUGAUCA